UCACUCAAAAGCAGCUCGACUCCCUAACAGAGUGGGUGAGUUAAGCCCAAAGUUCACACAAAAGCAGCUCUCGGAUUAUUUCAGAACGUUACAGGCUGGUCAGUCCGUCAGUGCAAAAUGUUAGGGAUAUAUACUCUCAGCAUUUUAACUCUGACUGUCGUUCUUCUGGUGUGGGGCACAUAUCAGCCACUUAAGAGAUAUCUGCAUAAAUGGAACGAGAUGAAGCCGAUUCCAGGAAUGCCUGGAGCUUACCCUAUCAUUGGCAAUGCUCUGCAGUUCAAAACAAAUGCAGGAGAUUUCAUGAACCAGAUUGUUGAGGCUACCAAUGAAUUCCGAGACCUACCACUGACUAAAGUAUGGAUUGGACCCUUGCCUCUUCUUAUCCUGUAUCACGCUGAGAGCAUCGAGGGGGUCCUCAGCUCCUCCAGGCAUCUCGAUAAAUUAUUCAUGUACACGUUUCUGGAGCCUUGGCUUGGGACAGGCCUGCUCACCAGCACGGGUGACAAGUGGCGCAGUCGGCGCAAGAUGCUGACCCCGACGUUCCACUUCUCCAUCCUGUCCGACUUCCUGGAGGUGAUGAACGAGCAGGCGGAGGUGCUCGUGGGCAAACUACAGAGGCACGCGGGAGGCGCUGCCUUCAACUGCUUCAGCCUCUUUACCCUCUGUGCUCUGGACAUCAUAUGUGAGACUGCGAUGGGAAAACAGAUAUAUGCACAGAGUAACUCGGACUCUGAGUAUGUUCGCAGUGUUUACAAGAUGAGUGACAUCAUCUCCAGACGACAGAGAACUCCAUGGUUCUGGCCGAACUGGAUCUACAAUUUACUGGGAGAGGGAAAAGAACAUCACCGCAGGCUCAAGAUCCUCCACACCUUCACUGAAAAUGUGAUUAAGGAGAGAGCUGAACAGAUGACGAGGGCAGAGUCAGACAGUGAGUCUGACCAGGGCAACAGGAAGAGAAGAGCUUUCUUAGACAUGCUGCUGAAGACCACUGAUGAUGAGGGCAACUACUUAAACCAUAAAGACAUCCAGGAGGAGGUGGACACAUUUAUGUUUGAGGGUCACGACACGACCGCAGCCUCCAUGAACUGGGCUCUGCACCUGAUCAGCUCCCAUCCAGAGGUUCAGAGGAGAGUGCAUCAGGAACUUGAUGAAGUCUUCGGAGUGUCAGACCGCCACGUGGUCACCGAGGACCUGAAGAAUCUGCGCUACCUGGAGUGCGUCAUCAAGGAGACGCUGCGCAUCUUCCCGUCUGUGCCCCUGUUUGGGCGAAGCAUCGGCGAGGACUGUCACAUCAAUGGGUUCAAAGUCCCCAAAGGGGUGAACGCUCUCAUUAUUCCCUACGCCUUGCAUCGGGACCCACGGUACUUUCCGGAACCGGAAGAGUUCCGGCCUGAAAGGUUCCUGCCAGAAAACAGUGUCGGUAGACACCCGUAUGCUUUCAUCCCCUUCUCUGCUGGCCCAAGAAACUGCAUCGGCCAACGAUUCGCCAUGAUGGAGGAGAAAGUGAUUCUUGCGUGGGUAUUGCGUCACUUCAAGGUGCAAGCCUGUCAGGAUCGUGAGCAGCUGCGGCCCAUGGGAGAGUUGAUCCUUCGACCGGAGAGCGGCAUCUGGAUCAAACUGCAAAGAAGAACCUUCUAGAACUAGUUGCAUGUGAACAGACCUCUCAUGUUCACGGAGCACGUACUGUAUGUCAUGGAAAACUGGCGUCAUCACCACCCCCUUAAAUGAGACUCCACAUACCAGACAUGGGUACAGUUCUGUAAUGUGUUACUGUAAAUAUAUAGCAUGGAAUGGAUCGGGAGAGCACAGCAAUGAAAAUGUCUCAUGUUUAGCUUUUGACCUUUGAAUUGAUGAAUGGGAAAAUAACAUCCACUUAUGAAAUGUGUGGAACAUUAGGGACAUUAAUUCCUUGUGGGAAGCAUGACAAAAGUUCAACUUAGGGCAGGCAUUUACUCGAGAUAAUGUCCCUAAACUUUAAAAAAUAGACUAAAAAUAGACUCAUCGACUGAUUGUGCACUUUUCCUCCAUAUGGUAACAGAAUUCAAAAGUUGUCCAGGGCACUCAAGAACACAAUAUGGAGCAUUCAGAGUCAAACGUCUGGAUGUACAGACCAUUGGAUAAAUUUGAAAAACUCAAUUUACUCAUUCAUUUUAUUAGGUGAUGAUAUUUCACUUGGAAUUGAAAUGAUAUUAUUACAGAUGUACAGAGUUCCUGUUACUGCAGAGGAUCUGUCUGUUAGGGUUGCACCAGAGUGGUGCAAGUUAAUCAUAUCACUUCAGCCCUGCUUAUUUUAAAUCAAAUAGGAAUUUAACCUAAUGAAUAUUUUUUAUUAUUUUGUUUUUUUUCUGGGUCUAAACACACAUAGGCUUGACAUUUGAAAAGCUCAUAUGUUUGGCUUAAUUCCAGAUGUCUGCUGAUGUCUUUAAAAAAGCAGGGGAUCUGGUUAGUUCAUUCUGAUGGAUUUAGAAGACAUAACCCCCCCCCCCCCCCCCGACCCCCCGUCUAGACGGGGUUUCAGUUUCUAGUUUAACUUAUUGUCUUGAAUGCUUCCCAGCAGUUACGUUUCAAAUUGGCCUGGAGGCUAAGCUGUUGAAUUUUCUCCAAACCAUUUGUGAAAUGUCCAAGCAAUAAAAGAGACUGGCGCUGAGUUGUAGCCGUGCUCCCGAGCGCUGGUCUGCACCCAAUGUGGUUACGCCUGAAGUGAUAACACACUGGCAAACACACACUUGGACUGCCUGCAGAAGGAGAGACCUGGUGCGUUGCAUUUUCAAUGUCUGUUCACUGUUGAGCACCGCAUGUAUUGACGUUUUGUUUUCCAUGUCUGCAUUUAAAGACAAACGACUGGUGUUUUUAUAGGCUUAAUUACUUUUCAUGCUGCUUUUUGUCUUUGGCUAAGGCCACACUGUCUGUAGUAGACAGACAAAUGGUGAUAUUCAAGUAAUGGAGUGUCUUGACAGUCCAAGCAUUAAGGGGCCACAUCUGUCCUUAAAGGCAUGUUUGAUGAGUCUUCCAAUUCACAGUUUUUAAAUUUGGAGUGCUUAAUGUUAUUUUAGACCAAAGACAGCUAUUAAUGCUGAGAGCCAACAGUCUUCACAGUGAUUUGAGUUCGCUUCAGGAGGAGACUAAAGGCAGCCCUCAAUGAAUUGCAACGCAUGUUCUUUCCAAUAACUGGCUAGAUGUGCCACUGACUGUAAGUCAUAUUAAAGCCAAUAAUCGCUGGGUUGUGUUCAAAACAUCCCUAGCUUUGAUGUUAACGUGAACAAUCUUUCCUUUUUUACAGAGAUGCGAUUGAAACUCUGCUAUAAGGCCGUUUGCUUUUGUGUCUAAAGUACUGUGUUGAAGCAGUGGUAUGUAGUGUUGAUUUAAAUGAUAAUUGGAGUGUUGAGAAUGAAUGACUCACCAAAUGCAGAAAUAUAACAACUUUAUUUUAAUUUGUGUCAUAAAUGUCAUAAAUAUCCCUUUAGGGCUCUGAGACUUUCUUGGGAACGACAUCACAUACUGCGUGAUAUUGCCAUGUGUAACGAGGCUGGGGCUGAGAAACGAGGAUAUAAUGUAAUUAGUCUUUGAAAUGUUCAGCUUCAUAAAAAGACACUUAUUACUGUA
Molecule: messenger RNA, 3603 nt
Organism: Clupea harengus (Atlantic herring)
Lineage: Eukaryota; Metazoa; Chordata; Actinopteri; Clupeiformes; Clupeidae
Gene: cyp4v2b
Product: cytochrome P450, family 4, subfamily V, member 2b
Molecular function (GO): heme binding; monooxygenase activity; iron ion binding
Source: RefSeq, a predicted model, not a curated record